AUGCAUUACCCUUCUGUUGGGUUAAUGUGGUACGAGUCCAAGGAGAAACAAUGGAGAUUGGUUUCUGGUUUGAAGCUCAAUGGUUAUUUUGGUGAUGUCGCAAUGGCUGAAUACAACGGGAAGUUAGCGUUUCUAUGGAAAGAAGACAACGGAAGUGAGGUUUGGUGUGGAAUGAUCGCCUUGCAUGGGAGUAAAGUAGCGAUUCGAGGCACGGUCGAGUGGUCCGAUUGCCUACUUUCUAAAGUGCCUGAUGACUACAUCAUUAGGCAUUUUAUAGUUUGUUCCGAUUAA
Molecule: messenger RNA, 291 nt
Organism: Arabis nemorensis
Lineage: Eukaryota; Viridiplantae; Streptophyta; Magnoliopsida; Brassicales; Brassicaceae
Source: the annotation of a GenBank genome assembly